Messenger RNA from Sabethes cyaneus, 696 nucleotides. RefSeq names its product protein THEM6. The coding region runs from base 1 to 696 and encodes 231 amino acids. The transcript has 3 exons. NCBI's taxonomy places the organism in Eukaryota, Metazoa, Arthropoda, Insecta, Diptera, Culicidae. The record is from RefSeq and is a predicted model, not a curated record.
AUGUUGUGUACUGCGGCAGGAAUUAUGUUGGGAGUCAUUGUAGGACUCUAUGCUCUAUUCGAGCUGCAUUACUUUCUACGGAUGUGCCUUUGUGUAAUUAUUGCACGCUACUUCAAGAAAAAAAUGCACAUCCUCGAUCCGACUAGUGUUGGGGGUUUAUGUCUCACAAAUGAUAUCGAUACCUUGUUGUACCAUAUGAACAAUGCUCGCUAUCUGCGUGAGAUCGAUUUUGCCCGAGUUGACUUUUACGAGCGAACACUACUCUAUAGAACCAUUCGCAGCAAAGGUGGUUCAGUUGUACAAGGAGCUACAACCAUUCGAUAUAGGAGAUUCAUACGACCAUUCACUCGUUUUACUAUUAGUUCUAGGGUUGUUUAUUGGGAUGAUCAAUCGAUCUUUAUGGAACAUCGAUUCAUUGGAUUGUCAGACGGAUUCAUCCAUUGCAUUGCUUUAUGCCGCCAACGUGUCAUCGAAUGUUCGGUAGAGGAUGUUAUGGCGACACUGUUGAAACCCAUCACAACCCACACGGACAGCUCGACAAGCUGUUUAGAUAAGCUAGAGAGUGGAAUGGGUCCAGCAGGAGGCGUCUUGGUUAGUAACGGUACUAGCAAACUGAAGCCAGAAAUGCCUAUGGAGGUGGCAAAAUGGUUGGAAUGGAACGAUAUUUCCAGUGCGACUUUACGAAGCGAGCGCUAG